GAGCAAUGAUAGGUUGUCAGCUCCACUGACGAGGGGGUUGGUACUUUCCUGGUGCCGUGAGUCGGUGAAAGGUCAACAUCGUAAAGCGGUAAUGCGCUGUGAGAAGGAGCAGAGACUGACAACAUAAGGACGUUUGCCUUGGUGCAUGGAAGCCGAGGCUUCAGCCACUCCUUCACAUCGCCCCAAAAAUCCCGGAGUAGCCCUGAAGCCUGUGGAUUCUGCCCCUAGUUCCGCUGAAUCGGGAUCAAGCCUGAGCCGGAGACCUGAAGUCGGCCGGGUUUAGCAAUGCUGCUGAGGACCCGGCUAAAGCGGCUGUUGGAUUUAGUCCCCGGGAAGCGGCAGCUCGGGGUCUACCGAUUCUUGCCUUGUUUCUUUGUGCUGGGCGGUGUGCUGGAGUGGAUCAUGAUAAACGUACGCAUUGGGCACGAAACAUUUUAUGAUGUGUACCGAAGAAAACGUUCUGAACGACAGUAUCAAGAGAAAUUAGAAGAACUAUCAACACCUGGAAAUCAACUUCCUAAAUAAGUCAUUUAUACAUAAUUAGAUAAUUGUCUUCUUAUUAAUGUAUUAAUUAAACUAUUUCCUUAAUAAAAUCAAUAUGCUACCUGGAA
This is a messenger RNA of Hemiscyllium ocellatum (epaulette shark), 611 nucleotides long. RefSeq names its product ubiquinol-cytochrome-c reductase complex assembly factor 5. The transcript is spliced from 2 exons. NCBI's taxonomy places the organism in Eukaryota, Metazoa, Chordata, Chondrichthyes, Orectolobiformes, Hemiscylliidae. Bases 286 to 525 code for a protein of 79 amino acids. The record is from RefSeq and is a predicted model, not a curated record.